Trichomonas vaginalis G3 is the source of this 1326-nucleotide messenger RNA. Its product is annotated as protein kinase protein. Gene Ontology annotation, molecular function: protein binding. The record is from RefSeq and is a predicted model, not a curated record. Lineage: Eukaryota; Parabasalia; Trichomonadida; Trichomonadidae. The coding region runs from base 1 to 1326 and encodes 441 amino acids. The transcript has a single exon.
AUGAAGAAAGUAUCUUAUGAAGAGUUGAUGGAUUUGUACAAAGACUUUAAUUAUGUAUACGAUUCAUUGUAUAAGCUGAAGACUUUCAGUGAAGAAGGAAUUAACAAAAUUUAUCUUGAUAUCAAAAAUUUAAUGUUUGAAACCAAACGUGCAUCUCCAAAUCAAAUUCUAACAAUAAUUUCUACUGCAAUGGCUUUUAAUAUCAAGUACAUAAAGCAAUACAUGGAAAUUUUCAAAAGGAUUUAUCAAGAAUAUCAUCCAAUCUUUACCAGAAAAGAAAUUCAAAUCAUUCCAUACAUUUUUUGGGCUGGUUUACAAGAUGAAAAUGGCGUUUUAUUAUCAACGAGGUAUAGUUCUGGAAUUGAAGCAAAUAAAACUAAAGAUUAUUCAUUGAAUUUCUUUGAAGACAAUACAAUUUACAGAGCUAUUAUAUAUGAUGACAAGUUUUCUUUCAUAAUUUUCACGGAGACAGAUAGUUUCGACGAAAAUCAAAUGUUGGUUAGUGAUUUGUAUCCAUCUUCACCUAACUCAUUGAUUGAGUUAUGUUGCUAUCAUGGAGCUGUUAAUUGUUUUAAGUUGUUAAUUUCAAAAUUUAAUUCAAUGAUAACACCAAAAUGUCUUUAUUAUUCAUUUUUGGGCGGAAAUCCAGACAUUAUUGAUAAAUGUUUGCAAUAUAAGAUUCCAGAUAAAGAAUGCAUGAAAUAUGCAAUUAUUUCACAUAACAUUGAUUUUGUCACCUUCUUAAUGAAUGAAUUCAAGUUAGAAAUUGAUUUAGAUAAUUGUACCACAUACCACAAUUUUCAAGAAUUUUUAGUUAAUUUAGAUCAAUCCAAAUACAUUAACAAAUUCUUUAUUUAUUCAGUAUGCUUUUGCAUUCCUUCUCUAUGUGAAUAUUUCAUUUCAUGUGGUGCUUUCAUUAACGCAAAAAUUCAAUCCGGGGCAACUGCGCUUCAUUUUGCAGCAUGGGCUAAUUGCAUAGAAAUUGAAGAAAUUUUGAUUUCACAUGGUGCUGAUGUUAAUGCCAAAAAUAAUGAUGGAGUGUCAGUUUUUCAUGCAGCUGCACAAAAUAACAGUAAAGAAAUAGCCGAACUCCUUAUUUUGCAUGAUGCUGAUGUUAAUUCUAAAGACAAUGACGGAUGGUCAGUUCUUCAUGCAGCUGCACAAAAUAACAGUAAAGAAAUAGCCGAACUCCUUAUUUUGCAUGAUGCUGAUGUUAAUUCUAAAGACAAUGACGGAUGGUCAGUCUUUUGUGUUGCAUCAAUAGCUAAUAACAAAGAAAUAGCCGAAUUACUUAUUUCGAAUGAGGUAGAUAUUAAUGCAAGAUAA